Messenger RNA from Solea solea (common sole), 3217 nucleotides. RefSeq names its product ADP-ribosylation factor-like 4ab (gene arl4ab). Gene Ontology annotation, molecular function: GTPase activity; GTP binding. The transcript has 2 exons. NCBI's taxonomy places the organism in Eukaryota, Metazoa, Chordata, Actinopteri, Pleuronectiformes, Soleidae. Gene Ontology annotation, cellular component: cytoplasm. Gene Ontology annotation, biological process: vesicle-mediated transport; intracellular protein transport. The record is from RefSeq and is a predicted model, not a curated record. Bases 239 to 844 code for a protein of 201 amino acids.
UUGUUUAUUGUGUUAGCUUGGCGCAGCUGCAGUGUAUGAGGGAGUCUCUCCAGCCGAAAUUGUCAGUUGAUGCGAGGACAUGGUGAAAGUGGGAGGACAGAGGGGAGACAUGGUCACGCCGUCACUGUGUCUAAUGGACUAACACUGUUUGUGCGGGCUUGAGAGCUGCACUCCCCCGGGGAAUGAAAGCACUGUGCUGAAUAUCUUUUGGUGACGACCUGCUGCUCUGUGGGCUAAAAUGGGGAACGGAUUAUCAGAUCACCAGCCCCUCCUCCCGUGCUUACCCUCCUUCAAGGCUCUUCACAUCGUCAUUCUCGGGCUGGACUGUGCCGGCAAGACCACCGUGCUGUAUCGCCUGCGAUUCAACGAGUUUGUGAACACCGUCCCAACAAAGGGUUUUAACACAGAAAAGAUCAAAGUGUCAAUCGGAGGAGGCCGGCGGACGGCGUCCUUCCACUUCUGGGACGUCGGCGGCCAGGAGAAGCUGCGGCCGCUGUGGCGCUCCUACACUCGAUGUGCCGACGGCAUCGUGUUCGUGGUGGACUCCGUGGACACCGAACGCGUCGAGGAGGCCAAGACGGAGCUGCACAAGAUCACGCGACUGGCGGAGAACCAAGGCGUGCCGGUUCUCGUCGUGGCUAACAAGCAGGACCUGAGGAACUCGCUGAGUCUCGCCGACAUGGAGAGCAUGUUGGCUCUGGGCGAGCUCAGCACCGCCACACCCUGGCACCUUCAGUCCGCGUGCGCCAUCAUCGGUGAGGGACUGCAGGAAGGCCUGCAGAAGCUGCACGCCAUGAUCACGAAGAGGAGAAAAAUACUGCGGCAGCAGAAGAAGAAGAGAUGAUGUGCCGGGGAGUGGAAGCAACUUAAUGUGAGCUGGAUCUGAGGCAACACGAGAGUGUGAACUGUGUGCAGUCUGCUGGUUUAUCGUGUUUUGCUACACAAAGAGACACAACAAUUCCAGUCCGGUUGUUCUGCCUUUUUGAAGUUUGACUGACCAAGUUUGAGUUCUCCAGUUGGAGAUCUCCUGGCGUUUGUUUACCAUGGAGGACAGUGGGAUUGAUUUAGGCUCUGUGGACUUUCCUCGGCAACAACAAGUCAUUUUAAAGGCAGUUUAGGAAAUUUAAGUUUACACUGAAGACUUGUCUUUAAUAUAUAAUUUGUAAAGAAAAAAAAAUGAAUUCAAGACAAUCCUUCAAACUGUGUGCGUCAUUAUAACGUGGGCACUAGAAAGUUGUACUCAAAUGUCAAAUAAAUUCUACUCAAGUAGAAGUAUAUUUACUUGUACACACAGAUAAAAGUAAGCAAACCUCACUGAGACACAUCUUAACAGAAUAAGGAGCUUUAAAUCAGGUCUAUAGAUGAACUGAUCUGUGUUGAGGACUAUAUUCAGCUGGCAUAUGGAAUACAUUCCUUUUCUAUGGACACUUUACAGCCUCACGAUCAGCUACAAACAUACACUUUCCUCAAGCCUAGUUUACACUACAGAAAAACUGAGCCUUACUAGUAUGGUCCAGAAAAAGUGCUACCAUUAUUAAAAAAAAAUGUAGCAAAGAACAUCAGUGUGCACAGUACUUUAGGGUAACAUUAGUCAAAAUAGUGUACAACUUUCUUUUACACCGUGAGGUAUAAUAACAGUAUGUUGCACAAUAGUUGAGUCCAGAAGUUUACACUCAUACUAGAUGCACAAGAAGAGGGUCGGGCCGCAACUAACGAUUGUUUUCAAAAUCAAUGAUUCUGUCCAUUAUUUUCUCAGUUAAUCAGAGAAUCUGUUUGGCCGAUGAAAGUUGAUCAGUAUUUCCCUUGAGAUGAUGAUGAUGAUGAAGAUGAACAUCUUAUUUAGUCUACAAACAAAAGCUCUUCAGUUUAAAUGAUUACACCAGAAGAUGAGAAAUCAGGGAGCUUAUCUUAUUUUGUUUAAAAAAACAACAAAAAACACACAUCCAUUAAUCAACUAUCAAAAUAGCUGCAACAGUCAAAGUUUUAGUGCAACCUUAGAAGAGAGCAAACUUCUUCUCAAGGCUUUUGCACAGCAAAUGUGUUUUUCUUGUUCAAUUUAUUUUCAUGUCAAUGUUGUUGUUUUUUAAGUGUAUUCAGUCAAUUGGAAUGGAAGCGUCAUUUUAUGUUUUCAUUUUCAGUUUUCAUUUUCAGUUUUGAUCUCAUCAAUGCACAUUGUCGAUGACGUAUUCCAAUAUGCAAAUGCACACAACUAGAUACCAACUCCACAUUUCUACCAAAGUCACCCCUCACUCGAUUGAGCAACAUCAUAUGUUUGUAUGACAGUGUAAAUGAUCAACUCGGAUUAGAAAGGACCGCUUUCUCUAUUUGCGUUGUUAUUACAGAUGUAUUGGUGUGAGCCAACAUGCCGUUUUAAUGCUAAAGAAGUUUAAAGUAAUUAAAAAAACUGUGUUAUCAGAUUUUAAAAAUGUACAAAUCAUAAUGAAGUAACCACCCUCAAAAAUAAGAUUUUGGUAAAAAUAUGUUAAAUAUCAGCUCUUAUUGGAUUCAUUCAGGUUGCCAAGUCACAGCUGAGCUGGCAAGCUAACUUGCUAACAACAUUAGCUCAUUUAUGUUCAACGUCGGUGUACAGUAUGUGUGAGCUGAAAUUGUCAGAAGCUAGGCUAACCUUUACUAAAAUAAUGGUCUAACCCACCUAUUGCUAACCAAAUACUUAGUAAUUUAGUAAUCUAAGUUUAUUCAAACACAUCAGUUGAUAUUUUUAUCUCCUCUCUAGCAAACUAGCAAACACAUGUUGCUUUCUCCAGCUGAUUAAAACCCUGUUUGGUCAUUCGCAAUACAUGUAGCUCAUGUAAAAUUAGCCACUGUGCUAACAUUAGUUUGCUGCCCCUGCCUGCCAGCUAAAUGUUUUAGCUAACUUUAGCUAGCUACUGUGUAUAUAUACACCACAUAGCACAGACAUAACUGUGUCUGUGCUAUGUGGUGCUAACUUACCACGGACAGUGAUUCAGCGGUAAUACUUGGUUGCUAGCUUUUCAUUUGACCUCUGUGAACCAUGAAAUCAGAUUUUCUUCAUUUCGAGUCAAUGUUUUAGUUGUUGUUUGGUCUACAUGUGCAGAAUUAGCUGUGAUAAAAGGUUCUGUAUGACACAAUCAACAGUUCAAUACAGAAUAUAUGAUUUUUAAAAACCGCCCAAGAGCCGUCACUUUGUUUUUUCCCCAUGGCUCUAAAAGGUGAGAAUGUUUUUGCUGAGGGAAGC